Messenger RNA from Cuculus canorus (common cuckoo), 2499 nucleotides. RefSeq names its product bromodomain-containing protein 8. Lineage: Eukaryota; Metazoa; Chordata; Aves; Cuculiformes; Cuculidae. Gene Ontology annotation, molecular function: protein binding. Gene Ontology annotation, cellular component: NuA4 histone acetyltransferase complex. The transcript is spliced from 7 exons. The coding region runs from base 413 to 1534 and encodes 373 amino acids. The record is from RefSeq and is a predicted model, not a curated record.
GUUGCAUCCUGAUUGGAUGGAGUGUAUGAGAACAUGGCACCAUUGCGAUGAAAUGGGAGAUACAACCAUGAGAAAUUGAAGACUACAGUCUUGGAGCUUUCUUUAAGGGACCAAUGUAUUGAAAUUUACCUUACAUUCCCCAAAGGUGUGUAAAAGGUCAGUGAAAAUCUGUGAUUCCAGCAGCUGUAGGCAUGCCAGUACCUGGUUUCACAUUUGAGUUUGUGAACUACUGUCUGCUGGAAAUUACCUUUCUUUUCCUCAGCAACACAGGUGCUUAACUGAGGUUUAAGUUCUCUGUGACAAUUUUAAAAUUGCCUUCUAUUUUCUGCUCAUGUGACCUGUGAGAUGAAACUUGUAUAUUUUCUGCCCCCAUGACCUUUCAGGGGAAAAACACCCAGCAUUAUCCUUCCUGAUGCUUGCAGCAGCUGGGAGCAGCUGCAAUGAGCAGCUCUGCAGCUUUCUGACACACAACUUGCAGAAAACUGAUUCACUGCAAUUAAGACCAGAGAGAUUAUUGCCUCGCCUAACAGGCCAUUGCUGGGUGUGGUGGGAGUCUGAGAUGGAGUCUCUCAGCGAGUCAGAGAAGAACAGCAACUUCCAGUCACUUCUCAGCUGGGAUUCAGGCUUGGAUCUGGACAUCGGAAGCUGGAGGAAUACUGAAGAGGUGGCCUUGUGGAAGCUAGAGGAGAGCAGUGAAGAGGCAGACCAUGAGCUGGAGCUCAGUGAGACUCUCUGUGAGGACAAUAGCGAUGAUAACCAAAAGGCAGAGAGGGCAUGUGAAGAUGACAGUCUCCUCCAAUUGUUCUCAGAGGUAACCCAGAUGAUGGAGCCUCUCUACAUUAGCAGCCCAAAGUCAUCACAGAUUCAGCAGGAUUACUGUGGCUCUGGGAAGCAGAGUGGUGAGGAAGAUGUGAGGUGCCGGGAAAAGACUACAGGAACAGCAGUCUUGGGAGCAAAGGAAAGUCAACUACGCAUCCUGGCAGAAGAUGAACAUUUCCUGCAAAGAGAGGACAAGACUCAAGAGAAUCCUGAAGAACAAGCUGUAGGUGAGGUGCAUUCACAGGAGAUGACUAAUGAGGCCCCGGAUCAAUAUGACAGUGACAGUGCCUCUGCAGCCCCCGUACUGGACUCGACAAGCCCUGCCAACAUGCAGCUGGUACAGCUGAGCUGGGAUCACCCCUUGCAACAUUUGCUCUUCAAAAGAACUCUGCUGUCCAUCUGGAAGAUAAUAGCGAGUCACAGAUGCAGUGGCCCGUUCCUGAAGGCAGUGUCAGAGAAACAAGCCCCUGGGUACAGUGAUGUGGUAAAGAGACCCAUGGAUUUAACCAGCAUAAAGAAAAGAUUGUCAAAAGGACACAUUCAGUCCGUGAUCCAGUUCCAGCGUGACCUCAUGCUUAUGUUCCAGAAUGCGAUAAUGUACAACAGCUUCAACCACCAUGUGCACCGUAUGGCCACGGAUAUGCAGCGGGAGGUCUUGGAGCAGCUGCAGAUGUUGUGUGAAGCCGUCUUGUGUUCAAGGGACUGGCUGGGAUGAGGGAGGAGAUAACAAGCCAUGUCUGAGGCCUGUUUCUUUUGGAGCAGUGUUGUUGGCUCCAGAGGUCUGCUGGGGCUCGGGAAGUGCUGGCACUGCAGCUGUGGCCUUCAGCAGACCUAGUUAUCCUCAGUGAUGGCUGCCAGGUUGAUGGGAUAAGUUAAAAAACAGUUUCUAGGAGGCCCAUGAGAAGGGAAGCCUCCUUUCUUCCGUGCGAAGACCAGCAGUGUAGCCUUGCAGUGAGAAGUUUCCCUGUGGCCUGGGGCACUGCAGGAAAGCUCUUUUGUCCAUUGUUUUCCCUCUAUGUUUGUAGCAUUUCCAUGUUGGGGUUGGGUUGAGCGUUGCUGCCCAGGGUCACCUCUGACCAUGGGUGCUGUGGGCCGCACCAGCCAGGGAGGCCAGCACCGACCACAACCCAGUAAAGACCCGUCUUGAAGGUUUGUCCCUUGGUGUUUGACAUCCUGGCACAGCAUGGAGGGAGCCCCGGGCUGAGGGAGCGAGGAGCUGACAGGCCUCAGGGUAUCAGGCUGAGGGAGCCCCAGGGUGAGGAGACCCAGGCUGAGGACUCAGGGUGAGGGAGCCCCAGGCCUCGAGGCACUGGGCUGAGGGAACCCUGAGCUGAGGAGCCUCGAUCAGAGUGAGCUCCAAGCUGGGGGAGCCCCGAGCUGAGGACUCGUGGUGAGGAAGCUCCAGGUCUUGGGGUGUUGAGCUGAGGGGAGCCUCUUGCUGAGGGAGCUCUGAGCUAAGGAGCCCCGAGCUGACAACUUGGGGUGAGGAAGCCCCAGGUCUCGGGACACUGGGCUGAGGGAACCCUGAGCUGAGGGAGCCCCAAGCUGAGGGACUCAGACUGAGGGAGCCCCAAACGAAGGGGAGACCCGAGCUGAGGAGACGGGGCGGGGCAAGGAGCCCCGGCCUGCGGGGGGCAGGGGGCCGGUACCCCGCCGGCAGCCCCGACCCCGCCCCGGAAG